ACAUAAACUUGUUGACAUAAUAUAAAAGAGCAUGGGCAAAAGAAACUCAAGACAUCUUCUUGUAAGUUGUUGUCCUGAUCUAUAACGUGUGCAACGCAUACAAGAACUAGAAUCUUGUAUUGCAGUCUCAUCACAGUAUGUCGACCGGAAAAGCGCCGGAGAAGUCCAACUUUAACCGGAGAUGUAGUCUGCUCAGUCGGUACUUGAAGGAGAAGGGAAGUUUUGGGAAUAUAGAUAUAGGCCUGGCUCGAAACUCCGAUCCUGGGUUAGCCGGAAAAUCUGAUCUUAGAGCUCAACAAAAUGCAAUAAAGAAGGCAGACAUUUCUGAAACUAGACCCUUCAAGUUGACUCAGAAGCAGCUUUCAGUAGGUGAAACCUCUAUUUCUUCCAGAGGCAAAGCCAUAGAUGUCGUCGAUCUAAGUGAACCGAGAAACGUACCGGAGGAGCCUAAAACUUCCCAGUUGACCAUAUUUUUCGGCAGUAAAGUUAUAGUUUACAACGAGUUUCCUGAAGACAAAGCCAAGGAGAUAAUAGAAGCAGCCAAAGAAGCAAACCCAGUUGCUGUUGAGUCAAAGAACAUUCAGAACCACAUGAAUCUUGAUAUGAACAUUAACAACAAAAGCAACGUUGUGAUUCCUGACCUGAAUGAACCAACGAGUUCCGGUAACAACGAUGAUCAUCAAACAAAAGAGCAACAUCAAGUCGUGGAACGCAUUGCAAGAAGAGCCUCUCUUCAUCGGUUCUUUUCCAAACGAAAAGACAGGGCUGUAGCUAGAGCUCCAUAUCAAGUGAACCAAAACGGUGGUCAUCUUCCUCCCAAGCCACAAAUGGUCGGUCCAUCGGUAGAGCCAGGACAAUCCUCGCGACAGCCUGCGACACCCUCAAAACCACAGAGACAUAACUAUGUGUCGAUGGAAGUGGACGAAGAAGGACGGUGUUCAAAAGAUCUCGAACUCAAGCUUUAGGAUGUAUCAAAAUUUUAAGAGUGCACGUUUGCAGUUUAACUGAUUCAGGAUUGGAAGCCAUAGAUUGAAUGAUUUAUAGUAUUUCGUUUACUUUUUUUGUCAAAAUAUGUAAUUCCAUCUGGUUUAGAUUCUUCGCAAUUGUAUUACAUAGUCAUACUUUCUACUUUCUAGAUAUACUCGUUUCUCAAUCUGGUUAUAGAUUCUCUAGAGUGUGUGGUAAGAUAUUUUGGCCUUCUCUUAUAUUCCAAAAACAUUCCACAA
Messenger RNA from Raphanus sativus (radish), 1226 nucleotides. Its product is annotated as protein TIFY 11B. Bases 138 to 965 code for a protein of 275 amino acids. The transcript is spliced from 4 exons. Gene Ontology annotation, cellular component: nucleus. The record is from RefSeq and is a predicted model, not a curated record. Gene Ontology annotation, biological process: response to wounding; regulation of defense response; regulation of jasmonic acid mediated signaling pathway. NCBI's taxonomy places the organism in Eukaryota, Viridiplantae, Streptophyta, Magnoliopsida, Brassicales, Brassicaceae.